Brenthis ino (lesser marbled fritillary) is the source of this 501-nucleotide messenger RNA. Lineage: Eukaryota; Metazoa; Arthropoda; Insecta; Lepidoptera; Nymphalidae. The record is from the annotation of a GenBank genome assembly.
AUGGUUGGAAAUACAAAAGAGAAGGAGUGUGAAGAAAAGGACCCAAAGUGGGAUUGCCCUUUGGAUUGCCCUCCUAUUAAAAAUGUUACGCAUCCAUUGGUUGGUACUCUUUCCUUUGCAAUGAAAAUUAAAUUUUUAGCGGAAUCUCAAGAUAAUCUUUAUGAACAAUUUGCUAAACUUAUUCGUUUUUAUGAAUUCACACCAGAAGAAAUGAAAGCUUUAGAAGAAUGUGACAAAGAAAGUUUUUAUCAGCGUUGUUUACCCUUCAGCACAGUGUUUGCGGCACUAACAUACGUGGGGGUAAAAAAUGGCUUCCUGAAAAGAAGUCCACAUUUUGGUGCUGUGCCCAAAGUAUUGUUUGCGGCUUUCAUCGGACACAUCUAUGGACGUUUAUCGUAUAUCCCGAAUUGCGAAAUUAAGCUGCGUCACCUCCCUGACAAUAGUCACCUUGGCAAUGUUAUGCGAAAGUAUCAUUUAGAAAAUAACUCACCAAAAGAACCU